Molecule: messenger RNA, 1550 nt
Organism: Ruditapes philippinarum (Manila clam)
Lineage: Eukaryota; Metazoa; Mollusca; Bivalvia; Venerida; Veneridae
Product: glycerophosphocholine cholinephosphodiesterase ENPP6-like
Exons: 7
Coding region: 157-1425 (422 amino acids)
Source: RefSeq, a predicted model, not a curated record
AUGUACUAGCCUUCAUCAUAUUUGCACAAUUUUUUUCUUUGUUUCAAGUGUUUAAAAUGUUAUAGAAUUAUAAAGAUAGAUUUUACCAAGCUAAGCUCUCUGUAAUUGCAUGAAUUUUGAGAGUUAAUUAUAUCUUAAUCCCAUGUUAUACUAAUCAUGGUACGCUUCCUACGUUUAAAAUUGAUUACAUUUUUGAUUAGCAUUAUAUUAUUAAAUGAAAUUGAAUCAAGCAAGCUGGUCUUUUUGCUCGUGGAUGGAUUUCGAUGGGAUUAUUUUAAAUUACCAGGACUGAACCUGAACGGAUUCACGAGACUGUUCGAGCAUGGAACUAGAGCUGAAUGGACUGUGCCAGCAUUCCCUACAAACAGUUUCCCUAAUUAUAAAACGUUAGAGACUGGUCUGCACGUAGAGAAUCAUGGUUUUGUUGGCAACUACAUGUAUGAUGAACAGUCUGGACUCGAGUUCGAGCUUCUAAUGAAUAAUGCGGACAGUCUACAGCCUCGCUGGUGGAACACAGCGGAACCUUUCUUUAUUACCGCUGAAAAACAGAAUAUUCGGACAGGCCUGUACUAUGUGAGAGGUUGUCAGAUAGCUGUUGAUGGUAUAACUCCCACAUUUUGUCUACCAUACCAUGGCUACCCGAGCAAGGAAGAUAUAGACUGGGCAAUACAGGAUUCACUAGACAAGAUGAAAAACGAACAGCUUGAUAUUGCUUACAUUUACCAUCAAGAGGUUGAUCACAUGGGGCACGAGUAUGGUCCGAAUUCUGAGCAGGUAAAGCAUACCGUGAAUGAGGUAGAUGGUCAUAUUAACGAUAUGUUGGAUAUUAUUGAAAUAAACAAACAGAAGGAUGUAGAUGUGAUAGUUUUGUCAGACCAUGGAAUGGCGUCCAUUGAUCAACUGCACUUGAUUAACAUAACAGAAGUUCUAGAUAUGGAUAAUGUUAAACAAAUAACAGAAGGUGGAACCCAAGCUUAUAUCUGGCCUGUACACGGGAAAGAAAAACAUGUUUAUGAUCAGCUGAAAUCCUUUCAUCAAAAUUUGCAUGUGUAUCUCAGGGAAGAUUUACACAAUCGAUGGUUUUUCAAGAACCACAGUUUAAUACCCCCAAUAUUUCUUACAGCAGACAAAGGCUGGUUUAUCGCACAUCCGAAAUCAUCAGACAGAUAUUUUGAGUUAAGUAGAAGCCCAUGGCAUGGUAACCAUGGUUUUGACAACACCGAUCACGAUAUGAGAUCAAUAUUUGUUGCCUACGGUCCAGACUUCAAAAAGAAUCAUACUGUCAAAGCCUUUCCUAACAUUAAUGUAUAUCAAGUGCUGUGUUAUGUUACUGGUAUAAAAGCGAACCCGAACAAUGGCACGUGGUCUGAGGUCAAAGACAUGAUUGCUUCAAGUGAACCAAUUGAAAAACAUUUAGAACUCUGAAAGCACAUAAACUUUGUAAUUUUGAAACAUGUGCUUUAAGAGGGUUGACACUGAGUUAUUUAAUUUAAAGCAUAUUUCUACAUUAUAUACGAUUUAUUUCAAUUUGAUUAAACUAUUAAUUUCAA